Cicer arietinum (chickpea) is the source of this 2611-nucleotide messenger RNA. RefSeq names its product rhamnogalacturonan I rhamnosyltransferase 1-like. The record is from RefSeq and is a predicted model, not a curated record. NCBI's taxonomy places the organism in Eukaryota, Viridiplantae, Streptophyta, Magnoliopsida, Fabales, Fabaceae. Gene Ontology annotation, cellular component: cytoplasm.
CUUCCCCUUCAUUCUUUUUUCACUUAACCACGGUUUGUUUUUCGUGACGCACCACCGUUGUGUACGGCUCGUGCUUCUUUUCUCUAUAAGCCGAGCCGGUCACGCGUGUGUCACCAACCGUUAAUACAACCCUUUAUUAUUUCUCUCUCUCGCUUUUGUGACGCGUUUUAUUAUUCUCUCUCUCUCAUUCUUUUUUGGUUCCUAUAAUAAUUGUGUUCUCGCGCUCCAUUACUCGCCGGUUAAUUUUUCCGGCGCGAGACACCGGCGAUUAUUUCAGAUCAGUCGCCGGAGAUUCCUCCGCCACCGUUCCUAUUCGUUUCCUUCCGUUCUUAUUCAUCACCCUUGCGGUUCAUUCCGAAUUCGGAGAUCUCACCGUUUCAUUUUCCGAUUCGGAUUGAGCUGUGCGCGGUGUGGUAAUGCGCCUAAGAAUUUGAGGUUUCCACGUCGGUUAACGAACUUGUUUGUUCUCGUUGUUUGAAUCUGAAGCCGUUUUUGGAUCGAGGAAAGUGAAUAUGGAAGUGGUGUAAUUGUUACCGUUGUUGUUCGUGUUUGAAUCCGUUGAUUUAGGGUUGAGAAUUGAGUACAUUGAUCAAAGGGAGGGUUAUGAGGGAACCGUUGUUGUGGGGGAGAGAAGAGAAGAGUGGGAACAAGAGAGGGAAAGUGAUUUGGGAAGGGUUAAUGAUGAUGAGUAACAAUAAAGUUGAAAAGUUGAAGAAUACGGUGUCGGCGAGGUCUUCAAGGAUGAAAUUGUGGAUGAUACGGGCUACCACAACGGUGUUACUGUGGACUUGCAUCGUUCAGUUAACUGCAAUUAGUGAUAUGUGGGGUCCUAGAGCUUUGAAAGGUUGGCCUUCUUGUUUUACACAUGAAUCUGCACUCAUCGAGUUGCCUUCUACACAGCCCAGAGUUCUUCCACCCAAGAGGGUUUAUAAAAACAAUGGUUACUUGAUGGUGUCGUGCAAUGGAGGAUUGAACCAAAUGAGAGCGGCGAUAUGUGAUAUGGUGGCAAUUGCAAGAUAUUUAAAUGUCACGCUUAUAGUCCCUGAAUUGGAUAAAGCUUCCUUUUGGGCUGACCCCAGUGAGUUCCAAGAUAUAUUUGAUUUGGACCAUUUUAUUACAUCCUUAAGAGAUGAGGUGCGGAUAUUGAAAGAUUUGCCUCCUAGACUCAAGCAGAAAGUGGAAAAUGGGUUUCUUUACACUAUGCCACCGAUUAGUUGGUCUGACAUGUCUUACUAUAAGAACCAGAUUCUGCCAUUGAUACAAAAGUAUAAAGUUGUCCAUUUGAAUCGAACUGAUGCUCGGCUGGCCAAUAAUGGACAAUCUCUGGAGAUUCAGAAGCUGCGUUGCCGAGUCAAUUUUAGUGCUCUUAGAUUUACUCCUCAGAUUGAGGAGUUAGGCAGAAAGGUGAUCAAUCUUCUGAGGCAGAAAGGACCAUUUCUGGUACUUCAUUUGAGGUAUGAGAUGGACAUGUUGGCGUUUUCUGGCUGUACUCAAGGUUGCAACAGUGAUGAGGUGGAAGAAUUGACAAGGAUGAGAUAUGCUUAUCCUUGGUGGAAAGAAAAAAUAAUUAAUUCGGAUUUGAAAAGAAAAGAUGGUUUAUGUCCUUUAACACCCGAGGAGACUGCCCUUGCACUUAGGGCCUUUGACAUCGAUCAAAACAUUCAAAUCUACAUUGCAGCUGGGGAAAUAUAUGGUGGGAAUAGGAGAAUGGCCAGCCUUGCAAAGAACUAUCCAAAACUGGUCAGAAAGGAAACACUGUUGGAACCGUCUGAACUUCAGUUCUUCCAAAAUCAUUCCUCUCAAAUGGCAGCAUUGGAUUAUCUUGUUUCAUUAGAGAGUGAUAUAUUUGUUCCUACGUAUGAUGGAAAUAUGGCAAAAGUAGUUGAAGGUCAUCGCAGAUAUCUUGGGUUCAAAAAGACCAUUUUAUUGAACAGAAAGCUCCUAGUUGAUUUGAUAGAUCAAUACAACAAUGGAGUAAUGAACUGGGAUGAAUUCUCUUCAGCUGUGAAGGAAACUCAUGCUGAUCGCAUGGGAGGAGCAACGAAAAGAUUGGUAAUCCCUGAUAGGCCAAAAGAAGAGGAUUAUUUCUAUGCAAAUCCUGAUGAAUGUUUAGAACCAUCAGAAGAUGAUAUGUUGAGUAGUACAGCGUGAGUGGAGUGUUUGGAAAUAAUAGAAUUGUACUUGGUCUCCUCUACCGGUGCACUUGGCUUUCUACCACAGAUAUACUAAGUUUACACAGUUUUAGCAAAGCUGACAGCAUUUAGUAUGGAAGAGGACAGUCAUAGUGACUGUUAGACGAAGGGUGGGGGGUAGACUUUCCAUGGGAAAAAAAAGCUCGAGGAGGUCAAGAAAAAUAGCUGGGGGUUAGUUUAUUUAAUAUAUAAUAUGCAAAUAAACCUUCACAUUCAUGUAUAGAAGUUACCCUGCCAUUACAGGGUGAGAGCAAAUCAAACUGCAUUGUACAAGGAGGAAUUCAUAUACACAAUUGGAUUUCUUGGAACUGCAGUUUGUGGAAGCUUUUUUCCUUGGUACCUCUCAUUUUUUCCCUCUCCCCCAAAUACAUAAUAUAAUAUAUAAAUAUAUUAUAAGGUUAAUUUUCCCUCUUUUACCA